Molecule: messenger RNA, 2311 nt
Organism: Monomorium pharaonis (pharaoh ant)
Lineage: Eukaryota; Metazoa; Arthropoda; Insecta; Hymenoptera; Formicidae
Exons: 11
Coding region: 802-1806 (334 amino acids)
Source: RefSeq, a predicted model, not a curated record
CGUUCUUUGUUGUUCGUUACCGUCCGUAUUGACGUUCGUUGUCGUUCGUAUUAUCGUUCUUUGUAGUUCGUUAACGUCCGUAUUGAUAUUCGUUGUCGUUUAUAUUAUCGUUCUUUGUCGUUUGUUACCGUUGUCGUUUGUUUAUUAUUUCUUUCUGUCGUCCUUUAAAAGCCAUUCUUUGUCUUCAGGUAUCGAUCGAUUAGUUAGUCGUUCAUAGCCAUUUCUAGCCUGAUUUACAACUGUUUUGUAGCUAUCCGAUAAUCGUUCUUGAGUCGUUUGAUAGCGAUCCUGUAUCGUUUGAUAACUACUUGACAAUCGCUCCUGGGGGUCGAUUCUGUAAUUCAAGUGAGUUCACUCACUUUUCGCACUUUCAUCUCAUAUGAGUUUGUUCGCGCGAUUCUGUAACGUCAAAGUGAAAAGACGAAAUCACUAGUGUGUCACCAUGGGGGAAAACGUUUUGUAAGCUCUGAAAUGUGAAAUCAUAACCAUUAAAAAAUUUAUUUAUGAUUCUCGUGAACGCACGUGAACGUGAAAACUCUUUCAUCAGUAAUUUUUUUAUAAUCAAAGAAAAUGAAUGUGACGGAGAAACAGAAACAAAUACUUAUAAAUUUUAUGCGUUCUCAUCCCGACUUUAGAAGAGGAUGAUUACGAUAUAAUCGCGAAAAUAAAAGGAAACUAGAUGAAUUAUGGGACGAGGUGACAACAGCUCUCAACAGUGCAGGCUGUGGCCCUAAAAAGUUGCCAAAAGACUGGGCAAAGACAUGGCGUGAUUGGAAGGCCAAUUUGUUGAAAAGGGUAGCCAUGUAUAAAUGUUACGCAACAGGUACUGGAGGAGGACCAGCAAAAACUUUAGAUACAAGUCCUUCUGAAGAUGACUUGUUAGAGUUCCUCACCCCUGAAGCCAGUGGAAUGGAUGAUAUUCCUGAAGCAGGAGUUAUUAGCAAUUCGUUCUGUCCUGACAAUAAUUCAUUAUCAGAUUCUUUGACUUCGCAAAUGAAUGAAAAUUUUGUCUCCCAGAGUCCGAACUUCACUUCUAAUCUAACGAUUAGAAAGCCUUUGAUGCCGCAAGAUCAACAGAACAGGCAAAUCAAUAAGGAAUUACUUAGUCAACGCAAAACUUUGCAGAAUUUGCAGACGUUUAAGAGUACCAAAUAUUCAAAGAAACUACAAGAUGCGACUUCUUUUCGGCAGAUUAAUGUUGAGGAAGAUCCCUGCCACAGCGAUAUAAUAAAUGUCGAUGCAGAUUUUAUAUCUUCUAAUGAACUCAAAGGAAAUGUAAGAGAUUCUUUGACUUCGCAAAUGAAAGAAAAUUUUAUCUCUCAGAGUCCAAACUUUACUUCUAAUUCAACGAUUAGAAAGCCUUUGAUGCCGCAAAAUCAACAGAGCGGGCAAACUACUAAGGAGUUACUCAGUAAACACAAAACUUUGCAGAAUUUGCAGACAUUCAAGAGUACCAAAUAUUCUCAGAGACUACAGGAUACGACUUCUUUCCGGCAGAUUAAUGUUGAGGAAAAUUCCUGCCACAGCGAUAUAAUAAAUGUCGAUGCAGAUUUUAUAUCUUCUAAUGAACUCAAAGAAAAUGUAAAAGACACACAAAAAAACAGGAAAUGUUCUAACGACGAAAAUACUAGUAACAAGAAAAUAAAGCAAGAUGUAAAACACUUGUUAAAGCAAUAUACCUGUGAUAACUUUAAUAAUAACGAGCAAAUGUUGCAAAUAAAACAAGAAAAAUUAGCCAUAGCCAAAGAAGACUUAGAAUUUAAAAAAAAGCACACCAAGAGAAUACCAAAUUACUUACAUUAUUAACUGAAAAGGUGGACGAAUUAUUAAAUGUUACUAAAGCUAUUAUUCCACAAUACUUGGAAUAAGUGCACUUGUUUACGAUUAUUCACUUUUUAAAUUGUUUUGAACUGCAAUACUUAUAUAAUGGGAUUUCUUAAAUUUUAAUCUAUUUUUAUUUUACUGUUUAUGUAAGAUACAUUGAUAAUAGUCGUUUGUUAUACUUACGUUUGUAUGAAAUAUGAUUGUAAAAUGGAGUGGAAUAUAUUGCGAAGACACUAAGUAGAAAGUAAGUCGAAAAGAAUUUGUUGCUUUAUUUUAAUAAUGCAAAAGCCAAAGUGUUAUAGAAAACGUUCUUGUAAACUUAGUUAUCCAUAGGUCCAUAUGUUUUGCAAUUAAACUGUAAAACACAUUUUUAGAAUAUUAUGUAAGAAAUGAAAGUCAUAAUAUAUUAGUUUAAUAUUUCUUUUAUGUAUUGUUUAAUGUACAUAGAUAAUCUUCUCUCUGUCAAAUAAAAUGUACAUGUAUAAAA